This is a messenger RNA of Penicillium manginii, 1407 nucleotides long. RefSeq lists its product as uncharacterized. Bases 1 to 1407 code for a protein of 468 amino acids. Gene Ontology annotation, molecular function: amino acid transmembrane transporter activity. The record is from RefSeq and is a predicted model, not a curated record. Gene Ontology annotation, biological process: amino acid transmembrane transport. Gene Ontology annotation, cellular component: vacuolar membrane. Lineage: Eukaryota; Fungi; Ascomycota; Eurotiomycetes; Eurotiales; Aspergillaceae. The transcript is spliced from 6 exons.
AUGAAAAAUACUAUGAAAAAGUCGGAUGCAUUGGAUGCGUCGGACGCGUCAAACGACAAACCAGACACGCAGCAACUUGAAGUCACCACUUACGAUGAUGUAUUCGGAGAAAUUACAGAUGACGGUCCCAACUUUCGCAAUGUUGGAUUUACAGGAACCGUCAUCCUCAUGAUGAAAACUCAAAUCGGCCUUGGUGUCCUUGCUAUUCCGUCUGCCUUGGAUGUUUUGGGCAUGAUCCCAGGCAUUAUUUGUCUUCUUACCAUCGCCUGUAUAACUACUUGGUCUGGAUAUAUUAUCGGAGACUUUAAGAUCAAUCAUCCCGGAGUCUAUAGCAUUGAUGAUGCCGGUGGAAUCAUGUUUGGCUUGCCAGGACGAGUUGUCCUCUCGGUUGGAUUCUGCUUGUAUUACAUCUUCAACAGUGGUUCGGCUAUUCUAAGUCUUUCUAUCGGGUUGAAUGCUGUCUCGACCCAUGCCACUUGCACUGCAGCUUUCGUCGCAAUUGCUGCGAUCUUCGGGUGUGCUUUCAGCAGUAUCCGAACUCUAGGCAAGAUUACUUGGCUGGCAUGGGUUGGACUGCCAUGCAUUCUCACUGCUAUCCUGAUUGUUACAAUUGCGGUCGGCAUCAACGGUGGCCCUGCAUCUGCAUCAAGUAAUGAUUGGGUUUCUGAUUGGGAGGUUACCACCAAGCCUACUUUUCCAAAAGCGAUUGCAGCAGUGUCAAAUCUCCUGUUCGCCUUCUCCGGAACACCCGGCUUUUUCUCCAUCGUGUCCGAAAUGCGUGACCCACGUCAAUAUGGCAAAGCCGUGCUUGCCUGUCAAGCCGGGGUUACCAUUGUCUACGCAGUCAUUGGCUGCCUCAUCUACUACUAUUGUGGUACUCAUGUGUCUUCACCAGCCCUUGGCUCGGCUGGUGGUACUGUGAAGAUCAUCAGCUAUGCAUUUGCUAUACCCGGACUACUUGUGACCAUGACAAUUGUCACCCAUAUUCCUGCCAAAUUUAUCUUCGUCCACCUCCUUCGAGGCUCGAAGCACCUUACCAGCAACAGUCUCACACAUUGGGCUACAUGGAUCGGCUGUACCUCCGGCAUCACCGUCAUCGCUUAUAUUAUUGCAAGCACCAUUCCAGUAUUUGAUGAUCUUGUUUCCCUCAUUGGUGCUUUACUUGGCCCUGUCAUGUGUCUGCAGCCAAUGGGAGCUAUGUGGCUGUACGACAACUGGGGUAAGGGCAAAGUUGAGAAAAAGAAAACUUGGCUGUCAAUGGUUAUAUGGAGCAGUUUCGUGAUUGCCAUUGGGUGUUUCUUGAUGGUGGCAGGAACCUAUGGCUCAGUCAUGAGUAUUGUUUCUGCGUAUGCCAGUAGUGGGGGUUCUGCCGCAUUCUCUUGUGCUGAUAAUUCGAAUUCGACCUAG